Messenger RNA from Candida albicans SC5314, 699 nucleotides. RefSeq lists its product as uncharacterized. Bases 1 to 699 code for a protein of 232 amino acids. The transcript has a single exon. NCBI's taxonomy places the organism in Eukaryota, Fungi, Ascomycota, Pichiomycetes, Serinales, Debaryomycetaceae. The record is from RefSeq and is a predicted model, not a curated record.
AUGAGUUAUAAACACAUUCAACGACAGUUCCGAAGACUACCACUACCACCACCAAUUGUUAUCGAUGGAUCGCGUGUGUUGAAACGGGACUACAAAGCGGGAAAAUCAGCGGUUGCUGACUUGCUUGCCUUACCCCACUCCCAGAGCAUCCCAAAACUCUUGGACUAUAUCUACAAAUCCCAACCAGCGUGGUGGAACAAGUUUAUGAAAUGUUCAUACUACAACCUAAAAGACAAGUGGCCGAUUGUGCACCUAAUUGAUGAGCUAAAAGUGGACACAAAGGACUACCACAACCACCAGCAGUUUUCGUUGGUUGAAGGCACGCCCACUCGACCUACCCUCCCCCUAAUCAAAUCCUAUGCCAACCAAAAAGAUACCACCACCGCCAUGAUCAAGGAAGUGGAAAAGUUGUACAAAUUCAUUCUUUCAAAACGGGGGCUCUUCAAUGUGACCAACCACCCAAUGGAAGUCAUCUACACACCUUCCAAGCUCGGAAAAAUUCACCACCAGGUUGUACUAGACAAGGAAUUAAGAGAUAAAGUGAAAUUGAUUAAACGGGUAUUUAGAGAGAUUCAGCCAAUAGAUAAAAAGACACUAGACAAACUACGGGCCAUAGACUCACCUUCGCCGAUCCUCAAACAAUACUUGGCUAGACAGUUCUACUUAGAAGACGGAAACUACAUCCUAAAUAUUGAAUAG